AUGCUGGGGUCGGUGGUUUGGAAACAGAAGCUCGUCGUGGGUGCCAUGUCUGCGAUUUUGCUUCUUGGGGGAGAUCAAGAACGCGACAGCUUUGCAGCAAAUCUGGCUUACCAGCAGUGUGCAGAGUGCCCCCUCACUGUGUUUGCGAGCUCACCGGGUGCUGGGGCAGAGGAGCGCCUGGCCAAAGUGCAGGCAGCUGGGCAGCUGGUGCUCUCCCAUCGGGCGGUCGACACCGUCACAAACUUCUCAACGAUGAUACCGGAUCUUCAGAAUGCUGGUGUGACACAUGUGCUUUUGGUGACUUCCGCCUACCACAUGCCCAGGGCCGCGGCAAUUGCUGAGAUCAUGUUGAGGUCCUGCAAGAUUACCUUUGAGGCUUGGCCUGUGGAGUGUGCUUCGAGCCGGGCAGGGAAGCGUGAGCCCACAUGGAAGACAUACCGAGCCCCUUGGAUGUCCUUCGAGCUCGAAUCUGGAGCAUUACUGGAUGGGAUUUCCUCUGGCUUGCACGAAUCCUGGUUCCUGUGGCCAGAUGCUGCAGAUGACUCUCAGCCGCUGAGGAUGAAGAUAAAAGAGAACCAGCAAAGACAUUUAGCGAAGCUCUCCGCCUGCAUUCAGAAAGUGCAGUCGAGGGAACAGAUGGAGCCUUUCUGGGUCGAAAGACGGGCUUGGCCGUGGGUGCAUCCUGACACUGGCAGCGCGCAGGUGGCUGCCUGUUGGCUGCCUGUUUUCCUGGGCAGCAGAUCAUCAUGCAUGCCCAGCCGCUUGGGGUUGGCGGAGGAACAUCAGCCACCUUUGCGACACCGCUCAAGCAGCUGCCACCAACGAAACCUGAGCGGCAUCGAUGGCAUCGCCGAGUGCACUCGCGUGAAUUGUGCCACUCCAUUGCAACCUGCCGUAUCGCCAUGGUCUGCUCCCGCUGCCGACAGUGCAUUGAUAACCUCAGACCCGACACUUCACCUUCGACAGAGCUUAGUGAUGCAUCUGGCAGAGGCGGCCCUGUCGCUACUGUAUCACGUUGCAAAGCUUGAGAGCUCUUUGAAAGGAAGAGAUGUGGACGCAAGCUGCGGCACCGUUUUUCAGAUGUGCUCUGCAGGUUCCAGUUGUCAGGCAGAUCUGUGCCCCUUUCGGAUCCAGGUAGAUGGCUUCUCAGGAAGUGCCCCUGUCAUGUUUAACCUGACAAUUCGCAACGGCGAUGCAGUGUGGCAAGUCAGGCGCAGGUUCCGACAGGUCAGAUCGCUCCAUCAGUCCUUGAGCCAGACAUACCUCGCCCGCGGACUGCCGCCACCACCACCACGGGCUACCGUGCGAUCUGUGGUGUUUGGGCAGAAUGACCGUGCUUUUCUUGCGGAGCGUUCUAGAAGGAUUCAGCAAUAUUUGCGGCAACUCACCACCACGAUCCCAUGCGUGGAACAGUGUGAGGCCCUUUAUCAGUUUCUGUGCUAUCUCCACCUUCCCAGAUGGCGAGGGGACCGGGUGCUGGUGGGGGGUGGCGCACCACCCGUAGAUCCGAACGUGGUGACGAAGCUUCCCCGAGCACUUCCUUUGGAGCCUGGCGAGGGUCAGGAGGAAACGGCGCAGAAGGCCGUCGUGUGCGUGGUUUGCCAGGAGGUUAUGGAUGCUGAGGAGGACAUUCGAGUGCUACCUUGCAAGCACGAGUUCCACUACAAGUGCAUCUCAAACUGGCUGACCAAGCGCAAUACUUGCUGCAUUUGCAAUGGCCCCGCAGUUCUGUCUGCGCCACAUUUUACAUAG
This is a messenger RNA of Symbiodinium natans, 1752 nucleotides long. NCBI's taxonomy places the organism in Eukaryota, Dinophyceae, Suessiales, Symbiodiniaceae. The record is from the annotation of a GenBank genome assembly.